CAAAAAAAAUUUAAAUGAAAAAAAAAAACAAACAAAAACAAGUUUUAAUUCAAUACUUACGCUUGUUAUUAAAAUUCGUUGAGCGGAUCAAGUUUUAAGGAAAGUUUUGUUUACAUUUUUUGUUUGCCUCCGAUCGCUUGUUUGUCUUCUAAUUUUCAAAAGAAUGUGAAGUUGUAGAAAUUGUUAUUGAAAAUAAACUUAAAAAAAUCUGACUACAUGCAUUUUUCAGCCUUGACAUGAUUUAUUUCUAAAAUUCGAAAAAAAAAGUGAAAAAGAAAGCAAUGAUUUAUUAGAUCUGCCUUAAUUCAUAUCUAUUCCCUGUGUAAAAGGGGAUUUUUCAAAUUUCCAGUUAAACGUGAAACGGCUAAUUUAUUAAAGAUGUCGUUGACAAAAAAAGAUCCGUCAUUUUGUGUGGCAGCAAAUGAUCCUCACCUGGUGAGUUUGGGAGGUGGACGUUUAAGUACUGCAGUAACCAUACACAACAUACCCAUUGGUGACACUACAAUCGGUUCCUCAACCCGUUGCAGUAUAUCGCUGAAUGGCACCGGUAUACGUCCGCUACACUGUACCAUCUAUCGCAGCGAGGAGAACGAAGUAACUUUAGUACCAGAACGAGAUGCACGCAUACUCAUCGAUGGUCAUAAAAUCGAUGAUGAAGUGAAUUUAACACAAGGUGCCAUGAUAACAGUGGGAAAAUCCUACUACUUACGUUUCAAUAAUCCAGCCGAAGCCCAACAAAUACGCACCGCAAUGGGAUCAAAUGAAAGAAUCUCAAUGCCACAAAUCGACUUUGCCCCAGAGCGGCAAAGACACUCCAGCAAAAGUUGCAACAGUACGGGAACUUCGUCCAGUGGUGAAGUGAGCACAUAUCAAAUUGACUCAUUCUAUGAGACAACAAUACAGACUUCUAUACGGCAAGAGGAAAGCACGGACAAUAAUUAUGUAAAGGCUACCGUCAAUGCUUAUAAUAAUUUGGCUCCCAUUGAUAUAAAUGGUUUGCAGUGUCCCAAAGUAUUUACCGCGGAUUUGGUAACGGUUAAUAUGCCAGCCAAAGAUGUUUUGGGGCAAAAAUAUACAAAAUUUGCCAAAAAUUUAGCUGAUAACCAUCGCAAUGAAAAGAAUUUAAACAAUGCCUGGCACAAUAAUCAAAAUCAAAUGAACAAUAGCCGCACAAAUGGCAAUAUCUAUGACAAUGUACCACCACCAAAAGUCAACAAUCAGGACACAAACUGUAGGAAUUCGGAAUACUUGACGAAAUUAAAACAUGCCAAUGAGGGCAAUAGACAAGCAGUGACUGCAUAUGAUCGUUAUCCCAAAUUGGGUAAUAUGCAGAUUUUUCCCAUGACCACGGUUAACAAUGAAAUCAAUACACAAACUUCUUCAAAAAUACAAAUGCAAACAUCAUAUCAUAGCCAUGACAACAAAGAACAUAAUGGCAAUAUCAGUUUGGAUGAAAAGGAACAUUUAGAUGAUAUGCUGAAAAUUUGCUCGGAAUACACGGACAGACAAAAUCAAAAUUCCAGUAAUUGUGGCAGCAUGUCCUCGUCACCCAUUGUGCAGAAUCGCAUAAAAACCAAUGGUUCCCUGCCACGUGACAAAAAAUCACCAUUUCAGCAUGAUUUAUCUACAGGCUCCCAAAUCCAACAAUCAUUUGAGGGCAGUUUUAACAAUCUCUCCAUUAAUAAUAGUGACAUGACUACAAACAGCAGCUAUUCCACUGGCUAUGAAAAUGUACGCAUUGUGGGACAAAAUCGUGUGGAGCUUAAUGGCCAAUUGGUAAGUUCUCCCAAAUCGGGCUAUGAAAAUGUAGUCAUUGGCAAAUAUGUGCCACAAUCUCCACGCACUAAAAUACGCACCAACUGCAUGUCUCCCAAGAAAGAACAAAGUUUUGCCAGCAUAUUUUCUCAGCAGAAAGCAGAGCCACAAGUUCUCAAUAACAGCAAUACUAAAUCCAGUAAGCAACAGGAAUAUGAUGAUCUGUUGAAAACUUUUGGUGAGAAAUUACAGCAAGAAAUGCAAAACAUAGAAGAAUGCAGUCAAUAUCAGCCACCCAAACCCACUACCUACACUUCGCCCCAUCACAGGAGUAAUAAAAAUAUAAAUAAUCUAAAGCUAAACUUAAAACCGCCCAGCUCUCUACAAAAUUCUCCCAAACCCAACAAGAAACCAGCACCAGCUCCCAGAACUUUACUUAAGUCCGGUAUAAGGGCUGCCGGAGGCAGUUUACCACAUUUGGCUGGUGUUAGCCCGACCUCAAAUGUGGUCGAUGAAAAGGAGCAGCUAAAAAAGUCUGAACUGGAUUCUUUGAUUUUGUCCAAACAGGAAUUGGAAAAUAUUUUGGAUAUGUUACAGGACAAAAUUCAUCGCUUGGAAGCUCAACGUAAUGCCACCAGGGUUAUGGAAGAAAAUCAACAGGCUAAACUGAAACAAUCGAUUGAAAUGAAAAUGGAUCAGAUUAAUAAACUUAAAGACAUGCUCAAACAAAAACCCAACAAUGAAUGUCUUAAAGAAGAACUUAAGAACAUUAGUGAAUCUCUGGACAAUGAUCGUAAACAAUUUGAGGAUUUGGAAUUUCAAUAUUUAGAAGAAGAAUCAGAAUGGCAUGCUUAUCAUGAAGAAUUAAAAACCGAAGAGAAAAUGUUGCAACAACAAAUUGAGGACAAAGAAAAGGAAAUGAAAAAUUUACAAAGCCCUAGAAACACAACAGCAGCUACACAAAACAACAACAACAAUAAAGCCAGUGAAACACCAAACUCCGCCAAUAGCAAAACAAAAACUCUCAACUCAUCUACACUACAAAAUAGCCUACUCAAUAAACCCUACGACAUAGGCGAAGCUAUUGGUAUAAUGUCUCAAUCUCUUUUCGGUUCAGCCGAAAUAUUGUGCCCGAAACGUAACAACGACAUCGAUAUAAUGUCGAAAAGUGUUAAUGAAAAUAUGUUUUUCAAUAAUAAAAUUGAAUUUGGCAGCUCUUCAACGGCCAACAGCAGUACGCCCAAACGUGCUCAACUCCAGUUAGUCAAUAUAGAUGAUUCACAACUUACAGCCUCCUACAAACAGGAGAACAUCUCAAAGUCAUGUGAAUCUUUUACACAGGCCGUACGUUUCAAUCUGUCUUUGGGUAGUGAUGAUUUCGAGGUGAAUCCCUUGGAAAAACGCAUACCCUCACAAGAUGAUAUCGAUCGUAUAUCAAAAGUAACCACAGAUAAUCCCAUCUCAUCGCAGGGAGCCACCACCAAAAUAUUCGAUUCAAUUAAGGAAAUUGAACGUAACCGGCAGCUAUUAUUGGCCCAGCAAGGUCAUCAUGUCAUCGAACAUGAGCGCCAAAAGAUGAAUGACCUGAAAAAGAAAAUACACAGUGAAGCACGUGCUCAAUAUAUUUCUAUGUUUAAUAGAAAUAGUACUGAUGGCACUCAAAGUGAAUCUCAAUCAUCAACACAACGAUCAGCACAAAAACAGCAACAACAACAGCAGCAGCAAAAGCAACAAGAACACCCACUAAUGGACAAGGAGAAUCAACCGAAUGCAGAGCAAUUGUUGUUGGUAUCAACAAAAAAUUCUCAAAAUUCUUCAAGCAAACAUGAUGAUGAAUCUUUGGGUCAGCAACGUCAUUCACAACCCGAAUUCGAAACCACACAACGUCAUUUUGACGAUCAACAAAAACGUCACAGUGCCACUUCUCGUCCUCUGUCUGAAGCCAAUUCAGAUAAUGGCCCAGAACCUUUAGCCCUACAAAAUGCCUCUAAAUCAAAUAUGGAACUGAGCACCAGCACUGCCUAUGCCUUGGAGAAACGUCUGAGUAGCAACUCAAAUGAUGGCGGCCAUUCGUUGUUGGGCAGUCAAAAGUUACGCAACAAAGAUGGCUCCGAUGCCAAUGAGCGCAAACGGGUUUUGCCCAAACACCAGAGACCGCUAACACGUUAUUUGCCGAUAUUUUCACCGGAUUUGGAUUUGAGACAGCAUAUAGAAUCGGCUGGUCAUCAGAUAGCAUUGUGUCCGCAUGUUUUUGUAGAUGCCAACUCGUGUAGAGGUUAUUUACAUAAACUGGGAGCCACUUUUCAUGGCUGGUCUAAGAGAUGGUUUGUUUUGGAUAGACAACGCAAUGCUUUUAUCUAUUAUUCGGAUAAAUUGGAACGUAAACCCAGAGGAGGCGCUUACUUUUCUACAAUUGAUGAAGUUUAUCUAGAUCAUUUGAACGUAUCGAAAAGUGGCCGUCCCCAUUGUACAUUUAUUGUUAAGACUAAAAAACGCAGCUAUCAAUUACAGGCAGCUUCCGAUGCUGCAGCCAGAAUAUGGAUUGAUGCCAUAAUAACUGGAGCUCAAGGCAACUUAGACUAUUAAUUAAAAUUAGUAUUAUAAACUGAGAUACAAACAAACAUACAUAUUUAAACUUAAAUAUAUAUUUUUUUUAUAUAUUGCAAGAACAUUUGUAUUUCAUUUAGUUUUAAGUAACUUUUACUAUUAGUUUAAGCAACUAACUAAGUUUUAAAAAAUGUAUUUUUUUUAUAUAAGAAGAAAUGCUCAACCAAAGGAAAUAUAUAUAUAAUUUUACAUUAACAAUAAAAA
Messenger RNA from Calliphora vicina (urban bluebottle blowfly), 4566 nucleotides. Its product is annotated as pleckstrin homology-like domain family B member 1. The transcript has 10 exons. The coding region runs from base 379 to 4341 and encodes 1320 amino acids. Lineage: Eukaryota; Metazoa; Arthropoda; Insecta; Diptera; Calliphoridae. Gene Ontology annotation, molecular function: protein binding. The record is from RefSeq and is a predicted model, not a curated record.